UCUUCUCCCUGUUACUGCUUCCAUGUUUUUCUCCUUCCUUUUGCUGAAUUGGUAGAAAAAUGUUGGACCUUUCGGUUUUUAAGUUUAUAAAACUGAGAAUAAAGCUUGAGGGUUGUUAAACUUGUGAUCAAAGUUUGAACUUGGGAUGUGAUGUGCAGGUUCUUAUGCACAAAUCCUUUUCUCCUUUUUGCUUGUCCUGCUUUGCUUUGAAUUUGUUCUUUCUUUCUUAUUCUGUCUUCAUUCAUUAGUUUCUUAGUACUUGGUCCAUGUGUUGUAAAACCUGUGAUUUUGUAUCUGAAUGAAUCCGAAAUUUUGAAGAGUGUUUUCUUGUCUAGUAGUUUUUUCAUUUUUUUUUGUGUGUGACUACAUUCUGUCUCUUUUCAGUCUUUGCAAAUUCCUAAGAUUGUUGUUAUUAUUGUUGCAUGGGAUUUGUGUGGCAAGAAGAAGGUUCGUCUUCUGUGAGUUCUUCACUGCAACUCUUCUCCAUGAUGUCACUUUCACCUAGCUUAGGUUCUCCCAACAAUCUCUUGCUUAGAGAUAUGAAAUCCGAGGAAAGGGGUUUGUACUUGAUCCAUUUGUUGCUCACUUGUGCAAAUCAUGUAGCUGCUGGUAAUCUUGAAAAUGCAAACACCACACUUGAGCAGAUUUCCCUGCUUGCUUCCCCUGAUGGGGAUACUAUGCAGCGAAUCGCGGCGUAUUUCAUGGAAUCACUUGCAGAUCGGAUUCUGAAAACAUGGCCUGGGAUCCACAGAGCCCUCAACUCGACUAAAGUAACUAUGCUGUCUGAAGAAAUUCUUGUUCAGAAGCUCUUCUUUGAGCUUUUCCCUUUCUUGAAAGUGGCAUAUGUUCUCACAAAUCAGGCCAUCAUUGAGGCAAUGGAGGGGGAGAAAGUGAUUCACAUAAUUGAUCUCAAUGCUGCUGAAGCUGCUCAGUGGAUUGCUCUCAUCCAAGUUUUGAGUGCUCGACCAGAAGGCCCUCCUCAUUUGAGAAUCACUGGGAUUCAUCAGAAAAAGGAGAUUCUGGAUCAGGUAGCUCAUAGACUAACUGAAGAAGCAGAAAAAUUGGAUAUACCAUUCCAAUUCAACCCUGUAGUCAGCAAACUAGAAAAUCUCGAUUUUGACAAACUUCGAGUGAAAACUGGUGAGGCACUAGCAAUAAGUUCCAUACUCCAAUUACAUUCCCUUUUGGCCUUUGAUGAUGAAGCCUUGCGGAGAAAAUCGCCUCGUCUGUUAAAAGGCUCAAACGGAUUUCACCUGCAAAGAGUUCUCCCACUGAGCCAAACCACAUUGGGUGAUAUGCUUGAGAAAGACAUGGUGAAUGGCUACACCCCAAGUCCUGACUCAACCUCGUCAUCACCGGCAUCUUUAACACCUUCCAAUUCAAUGAACAUGGAGAGUUUUCUCAAUGCCUUAUGGGGUUUAUCACCAAAGGUCAUGGCUGUGACAGAGCAAGACUGUAACCAUAAUGGUCCAACUCUGAUGGAUAGGCUACUUGAAGCACUAUAUUCUUAUGCAGCAUUGUUUGAUUGUUUGGAAUCCACAGUCUCUAGAACCUCGUUGGAGAGAUUAAGGGUGGAGAAGAUGAUUUUUGGGGAGGAAAUAAAGAACAUCAUUGCAUGUGAAGGGCCUGAAAGAAAGGAGAGACAUGAAAAGCUUGAAAAGUGGUUUCAGAGAUUUGACCAAGCUGGGUUUGGUAAUGUUCCUUUGAGCUACUAUGGUAUGUUGCAAGCAAGGAGGUUCAUCCAGAGCUAUGGCUGUGAAGGAUACAGAAUGAGAGAUGAAAAUGGCUGUGUAUUAAUCUGCUGGCAGGAUCGACCAAUGUUUUCAAUAUCAGCUUGGAGAUCUAGGAAGUAAGAGAGUUGAAGGGGUAAAUUAGUGACCUUUUUUUUUUUCAUCUUUUCAUUGCAUGAGAGUGUUUUAUCCUUUGGUAAUGACAAUUCUUCAAGAUCGGUUUUUAGAGAUACUCUUUAUUCAUUGCCUGGUAAAACCCCAUCAAGAAAGAAACUUGGGAAGAGAUAGAGAAAGGGUAGAAGGACAGAAUAACAAAAGAACAGAGGAUUUAAACAUUUAAACGUGGUUGUUUAUGGUUUGAUUUUAUUUUAUUUUUUACUGCUGAUCAUUUUUUCUAUGAAUUCCUGUACCCUAACUUGUAUCUAGCAAGCUUAUUAUAUUACAUAUAUAUAUAUAUAUAUAUAUAUAUAUAUAUAAAAUAUGUUUUUCUUCAGCCACUUGUUUAGAAUAAGUUAACAUUCAAAAUUCUAGGACAUGUGUCGGUUCUCUUUCA
Vigna unguiculata (cowpea) is the source of this 2283-nucleotide messenger RNA. RefSeq names its product scarecrow-like protein 3. NCBI's taxonomy places the organism in Eukaryota, Viridiplantae, Streptophyta, Magnoliopsida, Fabales, Fabaceae. The record is from RefSeq and is a predicted model, not a curated record.